Pelodiscus sinensis (Chinese soft-shelled turtle) is the source of this 2855-nucleotide messenger RNA. RefSeq names its product arrestin domain containing 2 (gene ARRDC2). NCBI's taxonomy places the organism in Eukaryota, Metazoa, Chordata, Testudines, Trionychidae. Gene Ontology annotation, biological process: protein transport. The record is from RefSeq and is a predicted model, not a curated record. Gene Ontology annotation, cellular component: plasma membrane; cytoplasm.
GCACACACACACACACACACACACCCUUGGCUGCUUGCUUGUGCCUGUCCUGUUCUGGAGCAGAAAGGGUCCAGUUUGUCCUGCCGGGGAGGAGUUUGGGCCGUGAGUGCUCCUUGCGCUGCGGGAUUGGGCUGGGAGUGCUGGCAUGGAGGGAUCUUGGUACGGUGUCUGUGCAGAGUCCUGCAGAAGCCUGUUGUGCGAACACGCCCCGGGGGUAACUUUGGAAAGCGGCCUGUGGCACCCCCCAGUCGCUGCCCCCGGCAUUUACUCGGCUCUCCAGGGCCGGGAGGCAAACAGCAGCGCAAGAAACGGCCCCCGGCUCGAGCUGGGAAGGGGAUGGUGCAUGCACACGGCAUGCACCUAUGGAGGUGAGAUCGGGCCAUGGCAGCUGGCAAGCUCCUAUUUCUGCAGACAGGUAAGAGCUUGCCCGCUUUGCGCAAGAUUCCCUACCAGCCCUGUGUGGGCAGGAGGGCAGGUUCUAGCAGCGGGAGCUUUGCCGGGACUAGCCCGUCGCAGGGCUGCGGAUCUGGAAUAGGCUGUCUGGCCCUACGGCAGUAAGACCCCCCCCACCCCCAGCGGUGGGCUGUCUAGCUGUGAAUUGGCCCUUUUGGGGGCUGUUCUCUGCCCCACGUGGAGGGGGUGCGAAGUUAGCUGGGUGUUGGGCCCUGCAAACAGUUCAGAGAGCCCAUAGGCCCCUUAGAGAAAUGACUCCUUGGCCCAGGGGAGUGAGGCACUCGGCUCUCCCAGCAGGGCAGACGAUGCUCAGUUCCAAUCCGCCGUGGAGCCCAGUCCGUGCCCCGUCUGGGGGUGGGCAAGGCGUCAUGCCGAUCGCGCUUCCCAGGACACCGCCCUCUGCCGGGCCCUGGAGAUGCCAAACCUCAGAACAGGGCCACUCCGGGCAGCAGCAGGGCCAGCAGCCUGGACCCUCCCCCGCCUGUGGUGCCUCCCCCAGACCUGGCAGGGAGCUCCCCUGGCAAGAGCUCGGUGAGAGAGGCCUCCUGGCACUGGGGGAGGCCGGGGGCACUGGGGGAGAUUUCGCUGAGGUUGACUCCAGAGGGCUGCACGGCUUCAGCCUUUCAUAAAAAGGCUGCUGGCGAGCGCCCACCCCCAGCUCUGCCCAGGCAGGUUUGCCCUGCGAGAUGCUGGGGCGGGGGUUCAAAGCGCUGGUGUCGGAGCACAAGCGCCCUUGGCUUUACUGCUCUUAAGCCCUGUUUCCUAUUGGCAGCUCCUGAGUCGCCUGCUCCCGGGCCAGCACCCCCUCCAGGGCGUUCUCUCCGCUGCUGGCAUUGAACCACUAUGGACCAAACCUCUGUACCAGGGGCUGGGGCUUGGGGCUCUCAAAGCUGCUGCUGCGGCUCUUGUGUUUGUACAGAGAAGAAUAAACAGCGGAGUCCCCCCAGGUACAAUGGCGAAGUCACUGUUCUACAGGCAGGAAAACACGAGUUCCCCUUCGUGUUCCAGCUCCCAGAGACUCUGGCCACCUCCUUUGAAGGAAGGCAUGGGAACGUGCGCUACUGGGUGAAAGCCAAGCUCCACAGACCCUGGUCAGUGGUCAAGAAGGCAAAGAAAGAAUUCACGGUGAUCGAACCGAUUGACAUCAACACCCCAGCUUUGCUGGCUCCUCAGGCAGGUGUGAAGGAGAAGCUGGCCCGUGCCUGGUACUGCAACCGUGGCCAGGUCUCGGUGACAGCCAAGAUAGACCGGAAAGGCUACACGCCAGGUGAGGUCAUCCCCAUCUUUGCUGAAAUUGACAACGGCAGCACCCGCACCGUGGUGCCCAAAGCUGCCAUCAUCCAGAUUCAGACGUUCAUUGCCCGGGGCACCAAGAAGCAGAAGAAGUCGGUGGUGGCCAGCAUUGUGGGCGACGCUGUGGCGGCUGGCAAGAGGGAAGUGUGGCACGGCCGGGCACUGAAGAUCCCCCCGGUGGGCCCAUCCAUCCUGCAGUGCCGCAUCAUCCGCGUGGAAUACGCCCUGAAGGUGUGUGUCGAUAUUCCUGGGACCUCCAAGCUGCUCCUGGAGUUGCCCCUUGUGAUUGGGACGAUCCCGCUGCACCCGUUCGGAAGCCGCACGUCCAGUGUCAGCAGCCAGUACAGCGUCAACCUGGACUGGCUCCGAAUGGUGAUACCGGAGCAGCCUGAGGCUCCCCCCGAAUAUUCCUCGGUCGUGUCCAGUGAAGAGUCUGCGCAGAGCCUGUCCCCGCCCUGCCAGGAUGAGCUGGGCAGUGGCUUGGAAGGCCCUUUCUUUGCCUACAUCCAGGAGUUCCGCUACCGUCCUCCUCCACUCUACUCCGAGGUGGAUCCAAACCCCGCCUCCGACAGCAUCCGGCCACGCUGCAUGACCUGUUGAAGGAGGCACUGAGUGCCGUUGCUGAAUUCAAAUCCUGUGGGGGUGAGAAGCUUGCCGACUCGCAGGACUUCAGCCCCGAGCAUCAGGAACAGUGGCCAAGAGGCGGUCGCGAGGCUGACGUUCCUGUGGUGCUGGGAACCAGUUUCCUCCCUGCCGCUCGAAACUGCCCGUCUUGCCCUAUAGCUGAAAGGAGGAUGUUGGACUUGCUGUGUGGGGUAGGGGCGGCUCCUGAGUGUGGGGCCAGGUGGCAGCGGGAGAGGAGGGUGGAGGGCUAAAUUCUUCUGCAGGGUGCCCAGGAGCAAGCCGAGUUCUGUGCUCCUGCUCCAGCUGACUCCAGUGGAAGGAAACCAGGCUGGGACAUGCUGCUCUGGAUGACCGGAGAGCGUUUGACUCUUGCUCUGGAUAAGGCGGGAGGAUUGCCGUGCUGUUUGUUCACUGGAUUCCUGUCUCCGAGGAAUUAAAUGGGGUUGUGCUCCCCAAGCGGCGGCUCAGCCCCCAUCCGCCAUAGA